AUGGAAGUGCCAUCCAAUGAGUCUGAGAGCACUGGACCCCCUUGGUUGAUCACCCCGGACAGUUUAAUUGUAGAUUAUGAAGUUAAGAGAGCAAUACAUGAAUUAGUGAAAGGUCACUAUAAAGAGGCAUGGACUGGAUGUGGAAAAGUGCCCAAAGAUGUGAGGCAAAGGAUAUUCAUUGCUUUUAAGGGCAUUUAUACAUGGGAGCCACAGCAUGAGUCGUCAGUGUUGCGACAUUUUAGAAGUGAAUGGCUGAAAAAAAAUUUAUAUCUUGCACAUAAAUUGUAUAAGGCUCCAUUUCCAUGGAUGGCUCUUGUAGUUUGGGAGGGUUUGCAGAGAUAUUGGGAGUUAGAGGAGUUUAAGAGAAUAAGUGAAAAGAACAAACAAAAUAGGGCAGAAAUUGGAAGCUCCUCCACAGUUAUUUAUCAUGGUGGAUCUGUCAGUACUGUUGUGCACCGCCUUAGACUGGCGGAGGAAUUGGGUAGGGAGCCGACACCUAAAAAAUGUUUUAUCCGGACUCAUGGAAGGAAAGAUGGCACACUUGAGGCUGGGCGUGCCACAGAAAUUGUUGGUCUGUAUGAGCCUUCAUGUUCCAAGGCUAUAAGUUCAACUUUUGGAUGUAUGCCUGAAAAUCAAGGCGUAGAUAAGGAUUCUAUCAAUCAAGAUGAAUUAUGGGAUGAGAUAGCUAUUGGAAGUCGUAACAGAGUUGUAGGAAAAGGUAACAUUAUCAGGCAAAUAUCCUCAUCCAAUUACAAGCCGCGCUCGGGGCCUUCAGAAUCAACUGAACAACUCCGCAACAAAGUUAAAGAGUUACAGGAGGAGCUUGCUAGAUCUCGUGCUAAGGCUGAUGCUGAGUUGGCUCGACGUGAGUUAUUUGAAUCAUCAUUGCUUGCUGCACUUCGGGGUACAAGGUAUUGA
Molecule: messenger RNA, 918 nt
Organism: Dioscorea cayenensis subsp. rotundata (Guinea yam)
Lineage: Eukaryota; Viridiplantae; Streptophyta; Magnoliopsida; Dioscoreales; Dioscoreaceae
Exons: 6
Coding region: 1-918 (305 amino acids)
Source: RefSeq, a predicted model, not a curated record